This is a messenger RNA of Vidua macroura (Pin-tailed whydah), 1827 nucleotides long. RefSeq names its product charged multivesicular body protein 2A (gene CHMP2A). Gene Ontology annotation, biological process: endosome transport via multivesicular body sorting pathway; late endosome to vacuole transport; protein transport. The record is from RefSeq and is a predicted model, not a curated record. Gene Ontology annotation, cellular component: ESCRT III complex; multivesicular body. The coding region runs from base 353 to 1099 and encodes 248 amino acids. The transcript has 7 exons. Lineage: Eukaryota; Metazoa; Chordata; Aves; Passeriformes; Viduidae.
CCAGUGCUCCCAGUAUCCCCAGUUCCCAUUCCCAGUAUCCCCAGUUCCCAUUCCCAGUGCUCCCAGUAUCCCCAGUUCCCAUUCCCAGUACUCCCAGUAUCCCCAGUUCCCGCAGCCUGCCCGACACCGCCGCGCCGCCAGGUGUCGCACUCCCGGGCGGAGCCGCUCCGGCCGCCGCUCUCGCUGCUCCCGCACCGGAAGUGGCCGCUCCGGCCGCCGCGGCCGCUUCUCUAUGGUUCGCUCCUCCCCUCUCGGCGGAGCCGUCACGUGACCGAAACCAGCCCGGCGUCGCGUGACCGGAAGCGCGGUGACGUCACUGUUUGCGGAAGUGCCCGAGCGGAGCCGGUGUGCCAUGGAGAUGCUGUUUGGGCGGCGGCGCUCUCCGGAGGAGCUGCUGCGGCAGAACCAGCGCGCUCUGGCGCUGUGUGCCAUGGAGAUGCUGUUCGGGCGGCGGCGCUCUCCGGAGGAGCUGCUGCGGCAGAACCAGCGCGCUCUGGCGCGCGCCGUGCGCGAGCUGGAGCGAGAGCGGCUCAAGCUGGAGGCGCAGGAGAAGAAAAUCAUCGUGGACAUCAAAAAGAUGGCGAAGCAGGGCCAGAUGGACGCCGUGCGGGUGCUGGCCAAGGACCUGGUGCGGACGCGGCGCUACGAGCGCAAGUUCAUCGCCAUGAGAGCCAACGUGCAGGGGGUGGCACUGCGCGUGCAGACCCUGAAAUCCCACAGCGCCAUGGCCAGCGCCAUGCGCGGGGUGACACGGGCCAUGGCCACCAUGAACCGCCAGCUGAAGCUGCCGCAGAUCCAGCGCAUCCUGCAGGAGUUCCAGAAGCAGUCGGAGCUCAUGGACAUGAAGGAGGAGCUGAUGAGCGACGCCAUCGACGACGCCCUCGGGGACGAGGACGACGAGGACGAGAGUGACGCCGUGGUGUCGCAGGUCCUGGACGAGCUGGGGCUGAACCUGACGGAGGAGCUGGCCACGCUGCCGGCCCCGGGGGGGUCCCUGGCGGCGGGGGAAGGCCGCGGGGGCGCCGAGGCGGCCGCGGCCGCUUUGGCCGACGCCGACGCCGACCUGGAGGAGCGGCUGAAGAACCUGCGGCGGGACUGAGCCUUCGGCGCUGCUCGGAACUGCUCGGGGCUUCUUCGGGACCGCUCGGGGCUGCUCGGGUCUUCUUCGGAGCUGCUCGGAGCUACUCGGGGCGGCUCGGAGCUGCUCGGGGCGGCUCGGGGCGUCUUCGGGGCAUCUUCGGGGCUGCUCGGGGCUGCUCGGAGCUGCUCGGAGCAGCUCGGGGCUUCUUCGGGGAGGCUCGGGACUGCUCGGGGCUUCUUCGGAGCGGCUCGGGGAGGCUCGGGACUGCUCGGGGCUUCUUCGGAGCGGCUCGGGGAUGCUCGGGACUGCUCGGAGCCGCUCGUGGCCGCUCGGGGCCGCUCGGGACUGCUCGGGGCCGCUCGGAGCCGCUCGGGGCUUCUUUGGGAUUUCUUUGGGGUUUCUUUGGGGUUUUCGGAUUUUUUGGGAUUUUUUUUGGGGAUUUUUCGCCGUCCCAGAGGGGGGAUUUUGCCCCUUUAUUCCGAUUUUCGGGGGGAUUUUCUGGUCCUUGCCCCACUCCUUAAACCCUCCAUAGUCUGAGCCCCUUUAUUUAGGAUUUCCCCCAAUUUUGGGAUGAUUUUGGGGUUUUUUUUUUCUGAUUUUUGGGGGAUUUUUUGGGAUUUUUCACCAUCCCUGAGGGGGAUUUUCCCCCUUUAAUCCCAUUUUUUGGAGUGGUUUUGGGAUUCUGACCCCCCCAAGUGGGAUUUCCCCCUUUUUUUUUGGGGAUUUUCUCUCUUUAUUUAGGAUUU